This is a messenger RNA of Haplochromis burtoni (Burton's mouthbrooder), 3199 nucleotides long. RefSeq names its product carcinoembryonic antigen-related cell adhesion molecule 21-like. The transcript has 8 exons. The record is from RefSeq and is a predicted model, not a curated record. NCBI's taxonomy places the organism in Eukaryota, Metazoa, Chordata, Actinopteri, Cichliformes, Cichlidae. Bases 675 to 1391 code for a protein of 238 amino acids.
AUCUGGUACAAGAACAGAGAGUUUCUCUAUGAGGACUGGUCUCCCUGGUACCAAGAGCUGCUCAGCAGUGAGGAAGCAGCCACAUACUCCUGUGCUGUCAAAGGCUACGAGCAUCUCAGAGCCCCUCAAGUCUCUGUGGGUUCCAUCACAGAGACCUGCUUCAGUGUGACCUAUGCUAAAGGGAGAAUGUGUUCUUCUCAGCAGACAUCAGUGGACGAGUCCUGCUCCAUCACAUAUCCCAGAGAAAUUCAUGUCCAGAGGACUCCUGCUGAACACAGAGGUCACAUCAGACUGACCUGUAACAGCAGCUGUUUUCUGACUGAGCCUCUGAUUUCCUUUGUGUGGUAUGAGACAGAAAGCCUACAGUGCAGGAGGGAAAACAGAUUCUAGUUUCCAUCUCUCAUCCAGACAGUUUGUCUUGUGCUGUAAAAGGUCUUGAGGAUGUGCGCUCUGCUGACAUCUGUGUUAAUGAUGAUUCCUGCUGGAGUUUGAAUUAUGUCCACAGCAGAAUCUGUGCUCUGGAAGGAUCUUCAGUCAACAUCUCCAGUAAAUACUCACAUCCUGACUACGAGCAGAUACAGUCUAAAUGUUGGUAUAAAGUCAAGAGAAAUGCUGAGGAGGACAUCAGGAGGAACCUGACAGAGGAUGCAGAUCAUGUGGAGUAUGAUGACAGCAUGAAGAACCAACACAUCCUCAGAUUAAAGAAGCUGAAGAGAGAUGACUCAGCAGAAUACAGGUUCACCAUCACAACAGAAAAUGAAGAAGUGAAACAGUCUGAUUUUCCUGGAGUUACUCUGACUGUCACAGAGCUGAGAGUGAAGAUGAGUCCUUCUGCAGUAGUGACAGAGGGUCAGAGAGUCACACUGACCUGCAGUACCAGCUGUCCUCUGACUGACAACACAAACUACAUUUGGUACUUGAACAGUCAACAUCUGAACACGACAGAGAACCAGAACAAACAUCUGAUCCUAGACCCAGUCAGCAGGGAGGAUGCAGGAAGCUACUCCUGUGCUGUGAAAACCAACAAAGAAAUCAGCUCUGCUCCAAAGACUCUCACUGUCCAAAGUAUCACAGGAACAUGGACACCAGCAGCUGCAGGAGGUUCUGCAGCUCUGCUGGUUUUAAUACUUCUGACUGUCUGCUUUUUGACCAGAAAAAAGAGGUCAGGAAAUGAAACAGUGGAGAACUUCAAGUAUGAAAGCUUCUCACCUCCGCUGGCAGAGGAGGAACCUGACUACAGUGAAAUCUGCUUGUCCAAGAAUAAAACAGAGACUCUCUACUCCACUAUUCAGCCAUUUCAACCACAAGAGCAGGACCAUCACCCCUAUGAUGUUGUGGACUUGAGAAACAAGACUGCUCCUGAGCUCAAUGAACAGGCUCUGGACACCUAGAAACUUUACAACACAUCAACCUAAAGAAGAUAAAAUAUAACAACACAUCUGGCUGUACAGGACUUGAGUGAAUUUGUUGAGAUGUUGGCUUUUUUUUGAUGAGUAUUUACGUGUUGUGGGUGCUCUUGACAGCAUUAAUGGAUACGCUUAUAGGAAUUGAAACUAAGUGACUAGGGAGGCUGAGCAGCUCUUGAUCUUGAGACGCUCACUCUCAGGCUCUGCCUCACACCAAAUAAGAGGAAGCCUCAAAACCUGUGCUUUUUGUAUAGUGUGUAAUUAAAAGCACUAGUCUUUCACACAUUACAAAAUCUCAGUUAAGUCUUGGAAUUUUCCACUGAAUACAUAAUGAACUGUUUCCCAAAAAUGUGCCUUUUUAGGAGUUAUUACUUUUUAGUAUCAAACUGGGAGUCUUAUUUAACCUUCUUAACUAUCAUCUACUGUUUUAAUCAAAACUGUUGACUAGCAGGUUUGCAAGUCAGAGAUGUUUUGCCAGGUUAUGGUUAUGGUUAUGCAAGCAAGUUACUCUUGUAGACUUUCAGGCAUUGCAGAGACACUACAGAAGAAAGAGACUGGUUACUCCAAGACUGCAGAGUUGACAACAGGAUAAGAGGUCAUAGAAACACAACUUCCAGGUGGAGGAAAGUCCAACUCCAGUCCUCUAGAGCUACUGUCCUGCAGCUUUUAGACGCAUCCUUGUUCUGACACACCUGAAUCAAAUGAAUGGCUUGUUACCAGGCCUUUGCCAAACUUGAUGGCAUGCUGAAGAGGUAAUCCAAUCAUUUGAUUCAACUGUAUUGGAAUAGGGAUGCAUCUAAAAGCUACAGGAGAGUAGCUCUCGAGGACUGGAGUUGGACACACAGGAUUUAGAGAUUCAUAAAUGACUUCCCAAGUUCCCAGAUGUAAUUCUGUCAAGUUUCAAGACUUGCUAGAAGCAUUCUGGAGCAAGAUAACGAAAAUAAAUUCUCAACCAACAUGAAACAUCUGCCGUCAGAUGACAUAUACCCAGUUAAUUGGAUAUUUUAAUAAAAUAUAGUAUUAUAAGUAAUUCUUUUUUCAACUUUUGCUUUUAUUUAGGCUACAGUUAUAAAUUUUACAUUUUAAUAAGCCGGGGUCCCUAUCAUUUCUUGUCUACUUUUAUAGUUACACAUAAUAUGUUUUAUAAUAUCAAAGGUUCUCAUGUGUUUUCAGUAUUUGCCAUAAUCAUGUGCAUUUGUCAUAUGCUGUGGGAGUGUCUGGUCGGGUGUGGUCCAGGUUCCUGUUGUCCGUCCCCUGGGGUGGAGUUGGCCAGCUCAUCACCUGCUUCCAAUUUCCGGGGCUCCAUCUAGAGGGUUUUUAAGCCAGCACUGCCUGCUACUCCUCGCCAGUUCGUCCUGCUACCACCCGUGAUUCAUCACCCGUCGUACUCACCAGCAGUGCUGGUUCUGUUUCCGUCCCGUUCUCCCGUCUGCCCAGAACCCGAGGACCACACACUCAUCUUCUCCUCAGCCUGCCCUCCAGCCCGUACUUCAACCUCCCUGGACACCUUGGAACCUGGACCAGCCUCCCCACACUCUCAACCAUCCCUGGAACGCUCCCACGGCAACCCCUUCCCCGCCUAAUAGCCGGUGUUUUCAAAAGUUCCCGCCCGUGUUCUCCCUGUGUUCUACGUCCGUUUCUCCGCCCUCGGGCCUCCCUCAGUUCCUGCGAAUGAUUUCUGUUAGACCCAGUCUUGUUUAAGUUCCUUUUCCUUUCAAUAAAUUGUACAUAGUUCGAGCAAUUGAGUCUGCUCUUGAGUCCACUGCAUCCUUGUUUGUGACAUUAUGUUAUUU